AUGAUAGGGCAAAGUGUUUAUGGCGUUACUGAAGGUUCAAUUGAUGCUGAGUAUUUUAUAACUGUAAUGAUUGGCAACAAUGGCUCUCUACUCCGGGGCAUAGUCUUCCUACAGGGGAAUAUCAUUCCUAUCAUAGCUGCAAAUGAUGUUGCUCCACAGGCUAAGAUGUAUCUCACAAUUUCAGAAAUGGAGUAUCAAAAUCAGGUUAAUGCCAUUGAAAUCAUCCCCCGAUCGAAAACAGUAGUCAUGCCUAAUCCCAAGGAUGUGAAAAGACAGUAUAUAGAUAUAUUCCCAAUUGUACCAUGUGAGCCUCCGUCCAGCAUGCCAAGAAAAAGUUCAAGUUCUUCAUUGGGAAAAACGAUCCCCAUUGAAAAUGCCCCAAGCAAAGAUGAAGACGGUUCACUGAUUGUACUAGGAUCUAGAGACAACCACGUGCCAUUGAAACUGGAGUUUGGAGAAUCGACACUGGGAGGAAGACUUUACUAG
Messenger RNA from Fraxinus pennsylvanica, 486 nucleotides. The record is from the annotation of a GenBank genome assembly. Lineage: Eukaryota; Viridiplantae; Streptophyta; Magnoliopsida; Lamiales; Oleaceae.